Molecule: messenger RNA, 1142 nt
Organism: Mollisia scopiformis
Lineage: Eukaryota; Fungi; Ascomycota; Leotiomycetes; Helotiales; Mollisiaceae
Product: enoyl-CoA hydratase/carnithine racemase
Exons: 2
Coding region: 327-1142 (271 amino acids)
Biological process (GO): fatty acid beta-oxidation
Cellular component (GO): mitochondrion
Molecular function (GO): enoyl-CoA hydratase activity
Source: RefSeq, a predicted model, not a curated record
GGUUUGUGAAGCAUGUAAAUAAAUGCUGAUGCUGAAGAGAGGAGUGGAAAGAGGAAAGUUGAAUUGGCGAGGUAGGCACGGAAAAGGCACCGAGAAUACCCAACAACAACUUCACCCCGCAAUAUGACAGACAACAAUGCUCUUCCCUCCAUUCCCUCCAUGAACAACCACCUCAAUCUUCAUGCCACGGCAAACCCUCUCUGACCCAGCAUUCGCAAAAUACAUCCUCUCCCAAACCGCCUGUCCCGUCCUCAGUCCUCAUCCAUACCUCACUCCUCCGCCAUCCACGACCAGCAACCUCCACAACCUCCACAGCCUCCACCACGAUGUCCUUCACAACACCACCGCCUCCCAUCCUCGACUCCCAAAUCUCCUUCCCCACCCCCUCCAUCCUCCUCAUCACCCUCAACCGCCCCAAAGACCUAAACUGCAUCAACACCCUCGGCCACCACCAACUCGACGCCCUCCUCCGCUGGUACGACCGCGAGCCCGCCCUCCUCUGCGCAAUCCUCACCGGCACCGGCCGCGCCUUCUGCGCCGGCGCCGACCUCAAAGAAUGGAACCGCGCGAACGCCGAAUCGAAAUCUCGUCCCCAACCCUCGUCCGGCUUCGGCGGCCUGAGUCGGCGCAACGGCAAGAAACCGGUCAUUUGCGCGGUGAACGGGAUUUGCUUUGGAGGCGGAUGCGAGAUGAUCAUUAAUGCCGAUAUGGUGAUCGCGGACCAGGGCGCGCAGUUCGCGUUGCCGGAGGUGAAGAUUGGGGUUGUGGCGCUGGCGGGCGCGUUGACGCGGUUGACGCGGACGGUCGGGAGGCAGAGGGCCAUGGAGAUGGCGUUGACGGGACGGACGGUGAGCGCGGAAGAGGCGAGGGAGUGGGGGAUUGUGAAUAAGGUUGUGGAGAAGGGGAGGUGUGUCGAGGAGGCGAUCAGGAUGGCGGGGUUGGUUGCGGCGAAUAGUCCGGAUAGUGUUAUUGUGAGUCGGGAGGGGGUGAAGAUGGGGUGGGAAGGGGUGGGGGCGGAAGAGGGGACGAGGUUGGUGAUAGAGAAUUGGUAUAGUAGGAUGGAUGGGGGUGAGAAUAUGAAGGAGGGGGUGAGGAGUUUUGUUGAGAAGAGGAAACCAAGGUGGGUGCCUAGUAAAUUGUGA